Molecule: messenger RNA, 567 nt
Organism: Raphanus sativus (radish)
Lineage: Eukaryota; Viridiplantae; Streptophyta; Magnoliopsida; Brassicales; Brassicaceae
Product: secreted RxLR effector protein 161-like
Exons: 3
Coding region: 1-567 (188 amino acids)
Source: RefSeq, a predicted model, not a curated record
AUGGAUUCUAUUCCCUAUGCUAGUGCUGUUAGGAGUGUGAUGUAUGCAAUGGUUGGUUCAAGACCUGACUUAGCUUUUGCGGUUGGUUUGGUUAGCAGGUUUAUGUCUAAACCAAAUCGUGAGCAUUGGGAAGCAGUUAAGUGUAUACUAUGGUAUCUUCAAGGCGCUAUGGAUGUGUGUUUAACAUUCUCUAAAUCUGAUCAUUUUGGGAUUGAAGGUUUCAGUGACCCGGAUUAUUCUACUGACCUCGAUAAGCGAAGAUCAAUGACAGGGUAUGUUUUUCAAGUUGGUGGUAAUAUAAUGAGUUGGAGAUCGGCUUUACAACAUGUUAUAGCUUUAUCUACAACAGAGGCUGAGUACAUGACUUUAUCUGAAGCAACUAAGGAAAGGCUAUCUGUGCAUCCUAACGCGUCUGCACAGGUGAACACAUCGAAGAUAACCAAGGUUGAAACCCUCACAAUUUGUGAGAUCGUUACCUUCGUCAACAAUGAAUCCGCUCAGUUGACGAUGUCAAGAGAAAUCCCAGGUGGUAUUACAGAGGUCAGAGGGCCAACAUCGUUGAUUUGA